Messenger RNA from Phytophthora sojae, 618 nucleotides. RefSeq lists its product as hypothetical. The record is from RefSeq and is a predicted model, not a curated record. The coding region runs from base 43 to 618 and encodes 191 amino acids. The transcript has 3 exons. Lineage: Eukaryota; Oomycota; Peronosporomycetes; Peronosporales; Peronosporaceae.
ACACAGCACCGCUCCAAGAGUCUCCGCCCCAAGACAGAGCCCAUGCAGCUCGUCAAAGUGCUCGCCAUCGCCGCCGUCGCCACCAUGAUGUGCCUCGCCCCUGCCACCGCCACCGCCAGUGUGGACGUUAAGGAGAACUCGCCCGAGGAGCGUCAGCUCUACUACGUGCGCACGCCGAUCACCAAGAGUCCGUACAACCGCGUGAUCCCCCCUCCGCCGCCCAUCCACACAUGCAACGACGAGCAGAAGAAGUACCCAGCCAACAAGCUCGAGUUGCUGAGCAUCCAGUUGGUGUUGCAGGAGUACAGGACGAUGCUGCUUGGACACGAGGUCCACGUCCACACUGAUCAUCUGAACCUGACCUACGGAACCUACAACAACGGAGAAAACAAUGUGGUCGCCGACACCCUUUCUCGGCUACCCCGUGCUGAUGACUCGGACGUCCAGCAGCAGGAGACACUGGUUGCAGUCGCUGCUAUGGACUUGACUACCCUCAGCAAUGUUGACCUACGGGAGAUUGCUCGCUGUCAGAAGCGAGACGGCACAGCGACGCUGAAAAGCGCCACGACGAAUGAGAUUAGCGACGUGGAGCUGCAAGUGGACAGCAACACCGGCUGA